This is a messenger RNA of Lingula anatina, 5827 nucleotides long. Its product is annotated as dual specificity calcium/calmodulin-dependent 3',5'-cyclic nucleotide phosphodiesterase 1A. NCBI's taxonomy places the organism in Eukaryota, Metazoa, Brachiopoda, Lingulata, Lingulida, Lingulidae. Gene Ontology annotation, molecular function: 3',5'-cyclic-nucleotide phosphodiesterase activity. Gene Ontology annotation, biological process: signal transduction. The record is from RefSeq and is a predicted model, not a curated record.
GCAAGUAGAGUAAACAGCACCAUUCACAUAGAUUUGAAUAGAAGUGUUUAUUAAUUAAUCAUGUUUUUCUGCACUAAUGGGUACAAGCUUUGGUUACCACGUGCUUAGGCUGGAAGGUUUGAGGGGUCAAUGGAGGAUUGCCCCUAGACCUCUGCUAUUAAUUACUCCAAGAUAUGUGGGAAUAGUGUUACCCAUGACCUGAGUGGAGACCAAAUAGUGUGUAGGGUUAACUUUUGGAGGGAAGCAGUAUCAGGGAUACGUGGAUGCAGUUGCAUACAGAUACAAGAACUCAUAGGUGUCUCUGUGCUGGGACUUUUUAACUGUUUUCUAUUUGGACACUUUAUUCUGGGGUCCCCCACCACAGCACAUUUCCAGCUGAGGUAUACUAUUGCACGGUUAGUGUUAUAUACACUAGAAGAGGCAAGCACUUGUAAACACUGCAGAUUGACAACAGCCAUAGAGCAGAACUAAUAAAGAGUUGUGGAGGUUAUUUUUAGCUAAGCAGGCAGGUACCUGAACGUGUAGAAAGUUUUGCCAAGAGAGGGAGCACCAAGAGCAGAGAAGUUUGAGUACAUGUGCCAUCUGACGCCUUGUAUGUGUAAACACACACACAUGCAUGCUAGGGCCCUCAGGACAUGCAUAUGACCCAGAACAUAGGAGAGAAACCAUGAGUUAAAAUGCCACAUUCUGAUGUAGAGGAAUAUACCACUGGCGAGGAGGCGUCCAAGGAAAAGCAUACACCUAGAAUCUAUGUCUCCAGAAAGACCAGUAGGAUUCUGAUUAAGUUUCCUGAUGGCAGCAAUGUAGAAGUUGCAAACCCUCCAGAGAAGUCGAAAGAUGACAGCAGCAUAUCAGCAAAAAAUGGACAGCUAUCAAAGACUGGGACAAAUUACCUCACGAGGCACACACAGAAAAGUCCAUCGGCGCUGGAGAACAGGACACCAUCUCCAUCUGGUGGCAGCAGGACACCACCCAGUGGUGUGGGUCAGGAUUACGCAGUCAUGGACCUGAGCACAGACAACAUGCCAGCCAUCGAUACACCAGAGGCAUCACAUUUAUGCUCUAGAAGGUUACGUCAUAUUCUAAAGAAACUUGAUCAUGAAGAAUUGUCUAAAGAGGAUUUAAAGCGCAACCUGGAGUAUGCUGCUUCAGUCCUGGAAACAGUGUACAUUGAUGAAACCAGGCCUAUUAUAACAUGUGACCGUGCCGUGGACCGUGCAUGCAGUGACCACUCCUCAACUUUGAUCACCACUGGAGGAACCCCUGGCUCCACUAGUAAAAGGUCCCAGAUGGGCAGAGCAGAGGCUCCCCCAGGUAGGGCAGCACCUGGACAAGUUUACAUCGAGGCCCUCACAGGGGAGAGGCGUUUAUGUGAUGAGGAUGAUGAACUCAGCGAGGUGGAACCCGAUGCUGUCCCUAGCGAGGUGCGGGAUUGGCUAGCUCUUACCUUUACUCGCUCUAUGAGCAGUUCGGGGCGCAAACUUCGAGAAGAGAAACCCAAAUUCCGCACAGUGGCUCAUGCAAUCCGCGCAGGCAUCAUGGUAGACAAAAUCUAUCGGCGGAUGUCUGCUUCCCUGGGGAUGCAAGUUCCACCAACCGUGUCAACGAUGCUGAAGAAUAUCAAUGAAUGGUCAUUUGAUGUGUUUGCAGUAAAUGACAUCAGUGAAGGUCAUGCUCUCAAGUAUGUUGCCUAUGACUUAUUGCAGCGUUAUGAUCUCAUUGCCAAAUUUAAGAUCAACAUAACCUACUUGGAGAAUUUUCUUCACACAAUGGAGCAGGGUUACAGCAAAAAUCACAACCCGUACCACAACCUAACACAUGCAGCAGAUGUUGCACAGACUGUCCACCAUAUUAUGAGUCAAAGUAGACUUGUAGACUGGUUAACAGAUUUGGACAUCUUGGCAACAAUUAUAGCAGCAUGUAUUCAUGACUUUGAACACACAGGAACAACAAACAACUUCCAUGUUAUGACUGGGUCUGAUUAUGCAAUGUUAUAUAAUGAUAGAGCAGUUUUAGAGAAUCAUCAUGUGAGUUCUGCAUUUAGACUGCUGAAGCAGGAAGAGAAUAAUGUACUGUCCAAUUUAUCCAAAGAGGACUUUAGGUACUUCAGGUCGUUAGUGAUAGAUAUGGUGCUGGCCACUGAUAUGUCAUUCCAUUUUCAGCAGAUCAAAAAUAUGAAGAAUUUACUCAGUAUGCCUGAAAACAUUGACAAGCCAAAAGCCCUAUCUCUACUGCUGCACUGUGCCGACAUAAGCCACCCAGCCAAAGACUGGACCUUGCACCACAGGUGGACAAUGCUCCUGUUAGAGGAGUUCUUCCAACAGGGAGACAGGGAGAAGCAACUUGGCCUUCCAUGUUCACCACUAUGCGACAGGGAAAACACAUUAGUAGCAGAAUCACAAAUAGGUUUUAUUAACAUCAUUGUUGACCCUAGCUUCACUGUGAUGGGAGACAUGCUUGAGAAGGUAGUUACCAAGCAAAUGACAGGCCAGAGCCCUAAAAACUCAAUAUCAGAAGAGGAAGAUAAGAAGAGUCGGCGUGGAUCAUCUAUAAGUGGAGGAUCACGUAGUGGUGAGAGGCCUCCCAGUAUAGGCAGUACAAGGAGGAGUCUUUCACUUUCUGGCACAGUAAAAUAUGAAUUGAAGAGAAGUUGGGAGCAACCACUAGCUGAAAAUUUGAGAAGAUGGAAAGAGGAAUCUGUUAAAAAUGGAGAGAAGAAACCCUCUGUAGAUGGUAGGAAUUCCCGUCAAAAUUCAUCCUCAGAUUUAUCAGCAAACACACACAAAAACAGUAGGGAUGAGAGUGACUCCCCAAGUAAUCAAAACACUGGUGAUGAGAUACAAAUAAAGCCUCUCCAAAAAGGUGUCUCUCGGCAGACCUCCACUUCCACAUUGUUGGCUUACACAAAGAAACACCAUCAGCCUCCCAGCAAGUUGACAGAAGAGGAGGACAGCCAACAGGGCUUGUUAUGAUAGCACUUAGAUCAAACUUCUUCCUAAUAUGUUACUGUGUAAGAUAAUGUGAAAUAUAAACCUGUUCAAAAUACAUUUUUAAAUGGAUAUUCCCUUUGUUGGUGAUAUGUGGUUUAUGUAAAAGAGAGCAGUUUUUUUUUCAAAUGGAGAAAUGUAUUUUUACCCCAACAGUGGAUUCCAAGAUUUUAUGUUCCUGAUGGAGAAGCAGACAAACAAGAACCCCACUAUUGUAUUCUAGAAAAUAUACUGCACUCAUGACUGCACUGCUGAUUUUCUAUAAAUGAAUCUGGUCGCUUAUACACGGCACUUUGUCUUUCUGCCAUUGUUUUUAUUUGGGAAUUAGCCAAUGUUUAGCCAUGGAUCAAUCAACUAUGUUCAGUGGGAUCCGCAAACUUGUAAAUAUAACAGGAAACAUCAACAGUCAAUCCUAGCAAGCCAGCCAAAAAUCUGAUAUUAAUGUAGAUGUCAGAUGUACGAAGUUCUAUUUAGUUUUUGAUAAUAUGUACAUAUUCUUGUCAGCAGAAUUGAUUGAUAUUAGCUUAUAUUUUAAAAGUGAUGUUUAUGUAGGUGUAUUAAUGAACUCCCAAAACUAAAUCUAUUAGGAAUAGUUACAAGGAAGACCCAUGUGUGAGGUUGCCUUUAAUAAUAUUUUUUGGUGUCUGCAGUGCUGUAUACAUAGCGAUGUUCACAAUGUAGGCACCACAAGUACAUGUACUCCUUUCAGCAGUGUUUCUCAGCACUGUGAUAAUUGUUGGUAAAAUCAAUGUGGACAGAAAUUCUCUGCAGCAAUUUCAAGGAAGUGAACUCGCUAGAAUAGGAGUGAUAAAUAUAGUACAACACUUAGAGUCUAUCAAUAGUCUGCUAACAUCACAGUGUUCUUAAGAAUGCACAGUAUUGUUUGAAUUUGAAUUUAACCUCACACAAGCAGAAAUUUAGGAAGCAUUGCUGUGUGGAAAUGGCUUUGAAGGACGUGCCUGUUGUAUACAUAUGAUCUAAUGUCCAGGCAAAGAAUAAGGCAAAGAUUGCAGAAUAAUAGUAAUACAGUAACAACAGAUGGCAUGAGUAUCCUUACUAUUCUCUGGAGCUAACAAUAAAUGUGAAUGUUGUUUGUGUUUACAAAUUUAUGAAAUAUUGACAAACUUGUUAAGCAACAUCCAUGCUAUUUAGCAGUACGCUGUGUUCAGACUACAAAUCUAAGUCAUGUAUUGAGAAAGUGUACAAUGUAUUACAUAUUGAAAUAUUUCAACUCAGGAUUAAAAUUGCAGCCCUCUCUAUCCCAUGUGAAUAAUAAUACAAUGUAUAUGUUAAUGUAUUUUUACCCCACAUAUGUAAAUUAUGGUUAAAUCAGUGAUGUAGUGUGGGAUGGACACAAACUUUUCUAUGUCUUUCAAAGCUAAUGAACUACAGUUUGGCUACAGACAAAGUAUCAUAAGGUUAACUGGAUGGCAUGACAUGUUUUGUACCCUGUAUAGUAUCUUUUUCAGUUAUUUAGGCCUACUUUUCAGUCAGAGAGAUUUCUUGAUACAGCAAUUUUAUCUUGGACCUUUCAUGUAUGGCACUGUAGUAAUUCUGUCCAGGUAAUAUAGGGCCAUGUUUCCUGUAAAUCUGGAUUAUUGCUCAGUACAGCUCAUUCCAGGAUAAUAUCUGAUGAGGCAAGUAACUUCAUGUACCGUAACUGAGAUGAGUGGGACCUGACUUGACUUGAAACAUGGCAUUGCUGUACCAGUAGUUUGAAUCUGGCGGGAGAGUCAAAUACAUUACUUCUGAUAAGUAUUGGGUUUUAACCAGGUUAUUACCUUUCUGUAAUUCAUAUAGAAAGGCCACAUUUAUAAAAAGACCGAAAAAUGAAAUAGACCCCUGGGAGAAGGUCAUAAUGUAUCCAAGCAUGCAAUGUUCAUCUCACACUUGCAUGGAAAUACCUACAAACAUGGAAGUCUUUCUAACUAAAGGGAAUUUGUAAUAUUGUGCCAAUUCCUGUCUUAUUUAUUUAUUUAUUUAUUUAUUUAUUUAUUGGUAAGUUGCACUUAAUUCCUUUAUUUUUUCCCAAUUGCACUUUGAAUUUUUUUUAUCCAUGCAGGUAUUACAAUUAGCAUUGCUUUUCCCCCCUUUCGUUUUUAUUCCUUUUUUAUUCUGGUAUCACAGCACAAACAUUGUUAAGAGUAAAUGUCUGAUAAGGCCAGUAGAAUACCCUUUUCACAAAGACAGCUUUACAAUCCAUAAGUAAUUAUAAAUAGAUUUUAUACAUGUUUUGAUCAUCCAUGUCAGGUCAAUCAGUUUUUACAAUUCUGACCAAGUUAGAGAUGAUUGAAUUCAAAGAGAAUAUGGACAUAGUAAUUGUAAAGGACAGCAAAUAAGCUGGGUUGGGUCAUUUCGUGUGUACAAAUGUCCUGUGUAACAGUCAUAAGAAGAUACAGGUCACUCAACUGUACAUGUAUAACUGUAAAAAUUGCCCAUAUAAAGUUGUAAAGCCACCUACUUACUGCAUGUGUGCUGUAAUGUUUCACUGGGACACCAUACACAGGGCGUGUAUCCAGAGAUAUGGAAGUUGUAUUGAUUUAUAUAUUCUUCACACCAUAACCCAGGAUGUAUAUAAAACAAAUAUUGGACCUGUAGAAAUUAUUUGAUAUUCUACUCUGCCUGACACCGUGUGAGCCGUGUCUGAAGACAGCAAGUGAACUGUGUCGAAACACGUGCUUCUAACUGUUGGUGAAAAAGUGUACAAUUUUCCCGUUUUGUUUUUAUUAAUUAAAAUAGUAUACAUAUUAUUAACGUCAAGGUUGUUUUGGAUUUUUUGCGGGUGCAACAUGUCCUGUUACAAAGAAAACUAGAAAAUAAAGCAUUGAUGUCAUUAUUUA